CAAUCAUACACUAACAUGUGUUAACCCAUGAGCUUUCAGAGCCAACCCCAAAAAUUAUAGAACUCAGUGAUGCAAUUGCUAGAGUUUAUGUGGGAAGGGAAGAGGGAGAGGGGGCCCUAAAUGAUAGAUCCAAAAGCCAAAGUACAGAGUGAGGUGCAAUUAUUCGUGCCAUGAAUUUCAUCCUAAGCAACUUACCAAAAUUCCUCCUCCCCCCACCUCCUAAAAAGCAAAAUAUAUACAUAUAUAUCAUUUGAUAUUCCAUGUUCUUUUUAAGUGACUGAUUUCCACUUCUCUCAUUCUGAUUGAUCAUACUCAAACAUUUUCUUUUCUUUUUUCAAAAAAGAAAAGAAAAGAAAGUCCUUUUUCUUUUUCUUGAUUUAUAAUUUUUUUCUUUUCUCACUCCGUAUAUUUCUACCUUUCUUCAACUCUCUUUCUCUCCCCUUCUUGUUCUCUCUCUAUGAAAGGCUCAUAGAGAGAGGGAAAGGUAAAUUAUAGCAAGCAAAAAUAGGUAUAACCAUGAAGAAUACCAUUAGGUGUUGCAUUUCUUGCAUUCUACCAUGUGGAGCACUGGACGUGAUUCGCAUAGUACACUCUAAUGGCAGAGUUGAAGAGAUUAGCGGCUCAAUCACAGCAAGUGAGAUAAUGAAAGCACAUCCAAAGCACGUUUUGAAAAAACCCUCUUCUCCGACCUCCUCCGACGACGGUGUUGUUCCUAAAAUCGUUAUAGUUCCACCGGACGCAGAGCUUCAACGCGGGAAGAUCUAUUUUCUCAUGCCAGUCCCAUCUACUCCGGACUCCACGUCAAAAAGACCUCCACGAUCAAGAACUUCAAGCGCAAGAAGGAAAAGAAGAGAGAAUAAUAAUAGUAGCAAUCAAAUCAACAUCUCUAGCAGUAAUAACCUCAGCAACUCCAUUUCAAUGACGACAAACCUUCUCAUUUCUGAUCGAUAUUUAACCGAAAUAUUAUCGGAGAAGAUAUCAACUCAGAGAGAUCGAAGAAGAGGCCGUGUUGGAGUUUGGAGGCCCCAUUUAGAAAGCAUAUCUGAAACCCCAUAUGAUGGUUGAACAUUGAUGGACGGUGUUGAUGAGCUAUGGUUUUUAUUUUUCUUUUGUGAUUCAUUUAAAAGGUUCUUAUAUCUAUUAGGGUUCAAGAAUUGUCUAUUAUUCAUUUCUCUCUUCCUUUCUUCAUCUUUAUUUUUUCUUUAAAUUUUGUUUUUCUUUUUAGUGUAUAUAGAGGCAUAGAGAAGAAGAAGAAGAAGGAGUAAUAAUCAAAAAUAUAUGGAUCAAGGUAUGGAAAUUGAUGAUGAUGAUGAUAGCUAUCUUAAACAGUUGUGGUGGGAUCGUGCUAGCUACUCCAUUAAUGUAAUAUUAAUGCAUCAAGGCCAUAAGUAAAUGUUAAUUAAUAAAUUUUAAGCUUCAUAAUCAUUAAAGUGUGGCUUUGAUUAUGAAAAUAGAGCAGAAAUUCAAGGAAUAAUUUUGUAAAUUUAAAGAGAGAGAGAUGCAAAUUUUCUUGAGCAUUUCUUUUUCUUAUUUUAAUUUUCUGUGAAGAGUUGAGUAAGAGAGCACUGUUUGUGUGAGAGAGAGAUCCCACUUCUACUGUGUGAAGUGCAUUGUUCCAAUAAGAAUCAAAAGAUGAUUGUGGCAUUGAUUUUACACUACCA
This is a messenger RNA of Jatropha curcas, 1661 nucleotides long. NCBI's taxonomy places the organism in Eukaryota, Viridiplantae, Streptophyta, Magnoliopsida, Malpighiales, Euphorbiaceae. The record is from RefSeq and is a predicted model, not a curated record.